UGGGCUUCCUGUCCUUGCAGUGUGAUGACAUUGAUUCCCCCUCCACUUCUCCUUUUACUCAGAUAGCCCCGGGCACCCUUGUCGCCAACCAGCCUUGUCGCAGCGCCUCCAGGACAAUCAUCAAAUCUGCCUAGGGGACUGAGGAGCAGCACCCACAGAAGUGCAAGAAUAUCCCAGGAUGGGCAUGAGCAGCUUGAAAUUGCUGAAGUAUGUCCUGUUUUUCUUCAACUUGCUCUUUUGGUUCUGCGGCUGCUGCAUUUUGGGCUUUGGGAUCUACUUCCUGGUCCACAACAACUUUGGGGCCCUCUUCCACAACCUCCCCUCCCUCACGCUGGGCAACGUGCUUGUCAUCGUGGGCUCCAUCAUCAUGGUGGUUGCUUUCCUGGGGUGCAUGGGCUCCAUCAAGGAGAACAAGUGCCUGCUUAUGUCGUUCUUUGUCCUGCUGUUGAUCAUCCUCCUCGCUGAGGUGACCUUGGCCAUCCUGCUCUUCGUGUAUGAACAGAAGCUGAGCGAUUCGGUGCGGGAGGGCCUGACUGACAGCAUCCAGCGAUACCACUCGGACAACAGCACCAGGGCGGCGUGGGACUCCAUCCAGAAGUUUCUGCAAUGUUGUGGUGUAAAUGGCACAAGUGAUUGGACCAGCGGCCCACCAGCUACUUGCCCUAAAGAUCCACAAGUUAAGGGUUGCUACAUAAAAGCAAAAUCGUGGUUUCAGUCCAACUUCCUGUAUAUCGGCAUCAUCACUAUCUGUGUCUGUGUGAUCCAGGUGUUGGGGAUGUCCUUUGCGCUGACUCUGAACUGCCAGAUUGAUAAAACCAGCCAGGCCCUAGGGCUGUGACCUGCUACUGCCUUUGCCGAAAAGACUCGUUUCAUCUCUGGAAAUCCAAAACCACCUACAGCAUGAAGGCCUAAAUGAUCACCUCCCGGGCUGGCAUCAUUGUCCCGCUCUCAUCUCUUCCCUGUUUUGACCCCUUUCUCACACAACCAGAGAAGAGGGUGUUGGACAGGCAUUUCCCAUCUCUGGAAGCAGGAUAUCAUUCACCCACUCAUGGUGGCAGCCAUGCCACUCGAAGUGGUGACACUAAUACCUGAGCAUUUUUCAGACACGAGAGACCAAGAGAACCUGUGGCACUAAUGGCCCAAGAUCAAAGGAUGGGUCUAGGACUCGAAUUUUUGCAUCUUGUCAUUGUCAGGUCUCUAGUCUCUAAAUCAUGCCCAGUUCACUCCAAAGUCAAGAAAGACACAAGCUGAAGGGAUGUCUGGGGCCAGACUUACUGGAUCAUUGUCUGUGGGCCUUGGCUACGGGAAUGACAGAGUAUUCUCUCUUCACAAAUAGUGGGGUUUCAUUUCAAUUUCAUAUUCAUUCAUUCUGUCCUUCCAGAAGAAACUAUGCAGUUAUUCAUAUCCCGACUUCAGCCAAUCUCUUAGCCUUUGAUUUACAUAACUGUGGAAGAACUCACCAGGACCAGUAUCUCUGGUGGUUCAGAUGAUACUCACAUUCAGAAGAGUUCUGAUAUUUUUUCUUUAUCACAUAAGGUUUUGUUAAUGAGCUAUUUUAACUCUUUAAUAAAUAAAAUAGCAUAUGAUCUCAA
Myotis daubentonii (Daubenton's bat) is the source of this 1592-nucleotide messenger RNA. RefSeq names its product CD53 molecule (gene CD53). Gene Ontology annotation, cellular component: plasma membrane. NCBI's taxonomy places the organism in Eukaryota, Metazoa, Chordata, Mammalia, Chiroptera, Vespertilionidae. The record is from RefSeq and is a predicted model, not a curated record.